AUGACCUACGAGGAGUACGUGCAGUGGUGGAAGAAGACGCAUCCGGAGGCUCCGAGCGCGGCAACAGCGCAGGUGGCAGAGCCAGUUGUCAAAGCAAGCACUGGCGACGCCCUGUGGAACUGCAAGGAGGUGGCAGUGACGGUGCAAGCGCAGGUGCCCUCGAGACCUAAGCGGAAGAAGAAGAAGGACAAGGCAGCCGCCAUCCCUGCCGCCGUGCAGGUUCAGGUGGCUCCAGCCGUUCAGGCGGCUCCAGCCGUUCAGGCGGCUCCAGCCGUUCAGGCGGCUCCAGCCGUUCAGGUGCAAACGACGUCAGUGGUCAAGGUACCCGUCCAACAGGCUCCUCUUCAGGUUCAACCGACUCCCGUCCAGGCUCCUGCGAUUCAGCAGCCAGCACCAGUGGCUGGAAUUGUAAGGGCCGUUGAUCGCACAGAGGAGGACACGGAUACGGACUCCACCGUCACGGCAGAGUCGGACUUGGAGAUCUUGGAACUCAAGGUGCAGCCGAAGAAGUCACUUCUGAGGAAAUGA
Molecule: messenger RNA, 528 nt
Organism: Effrenium voratum
Lineage: Eukaryota; Dinophyceae; Suessiales; Symbiodiniaceae
Source: the annotation of a GenBank genome assembly